Messenger RNA from Carica papaya (papaya), 3276 nucleotides. The record is from RefSeq and is a predicted model, not a curated record. Lineage: Eukaryota; Viridiplantae; Streptophyta; Magnoliopsida; Brassicales; Caricaceae.
AAAAAAAAAACAACCUUCAUUUUCACGAGCCAUCAUAAUAUCAAGAACUUGUUCUAGUGUUCAACUGGAUCUAAAAGUUAAAGAUUUGCAAGUUGGCAAAAAUAAGUUUUCAAACAACAGGAGUGCAUAAAGAACCUUGUGAAGCUACAUAAACUUUAGAUAAGCAGUCUGGAAGGGCCUGAAUAAUUCAAACCAACUUGUUCUAGUGUUCAACACUGUCAGAAGAGGAGCAAAUCCCUUUUGCAGAUGCCAGAGCAACAAUAUUCUUGCAAAUAGACUUCAAGAUGGUGUUCAAGUAUUUGGAUCAAAUUUUAACAGAAAAAUAUAUUAUUUUUGCUAAAAUGUUGCUCAUGAAGAUGAGAGAUGUGUUAUUUGAAACAACUAUCUCAUCCACAUACGGAGUCAGAAGUAUUUCAUGGUGGCUUGUUAGGCUCCUAUUUCUUCAUCAGAGAGUUCUGGACGAGCGUUCUUCUUCUUUAUUUGAUUUACUGCAAGUGUUUAUGAGUGAAACUUUACAUCAUUUUGGCUCUUUGGAAAAAGUAACAAAUUAUUGGGGUUCCCAGUUGAAAGAUGAAGAAGUGUUUUCUAUUGUCUCAAUCGCCCAUCUGGAAGCAGGAGUAAUUGAGCACAUUUAUGGGAGGAUUGAUUCUUGCAGGCUACACUUUGAGUCAGCUGAAGUAGCAAGUGGGCUUCAGCUGUCUGUUACUGGGGUCCUAGGUUUCCGCACAGUUCAUCAGGUAGAACCAAAGGCACAAAUGGUACUGGUUGCUAACACAAACUCAUCAAACAGGGAUGAUUACUGCCCCUCUGGAAACUCUUGUCCCCAGACACAUAAAUCUGGUGGUGAUGAUGCAUCUGAUGUAUAUUUUACCCCAAAAUUGUUAGAGAAUAUUGAUGAAUCUGGAGCAAGAGGACUCUGCAACCUUGGUGGUGGUAGUGUCCCUCUAAAGCCAAUCCAACAAGCAGUAAUCCUGGCACGGUGUCUUCUGAUUGAAAAGAGCACCCGGCAUGAUGAAAUGCAAAGAUGGGAAAUGGCUCCAUACAUAGAGGCAAUUGAUUCUCAAGAGUCAAACUACUUCGCUGUAAGCAGAAAGAUACUGAAAUUGCUGCCCAAAUACAAAAAAAAGGUUACACACAAACGUCCAAGUAGAAAAAAGGUUGAGGGUGUUUGCAAGACCAAUCCUGGGGUUUCACGAAGAAUUCCUUUUUGCUAUGCAGUUCAUACACCGGCGACUCCUGCCCUGAAAAAGGAAUAUGGUGAGCUUUUAGUAAGCUGUGGCUUGAUCGGGGAAGCAAUUGCACUUUUUGAGAGUCUAGAGUUGUGGGAUAAUCUGAUAUAUUGCAACUGCCUAUUGGGAAAGAAAGCAGCAGCUGUCGAACUCAUCAAGGCAAGGCUUUCUGAAAUGCCUGAUAACCCAAGAUUAUGGUGUUCACUUGGUGAUGUUACAAAUAAUGAUGCCUGCUAUGAAAAAGCAUUGGAGGUUUCGGACAAUAAAUCUGCCCGUGCUAAGCGCUCUCUGGCUCGUAGUGCAUACAAUAGAGGUGACUAUGUGACAUCUAAAAUCCUAUGGGAGUCUGCCAUGGCUCUGAAUUCUUUAUAUCCAGAUGGUUGGUUUGCUCUUGGAGCAGCUGCAUUGAAGGCUAGAGACACUGAAAAAGCUCUUGAUGGGUUUACUCGGGCAGUUCAACUCGAUCCUGAAAAUGGGGAGGCUUGGAACAAUAUUGCUUGUUUGCAUAUGAUCAAGAAGAAGAGCAAAGAGUCAUUCAUUGCAUUCAAGGAGGCCCUGAAAUUCAAACGAAACAGCUGGCAGUUGUGGGAGAAUUACAGUCAUGUUGCUGUUGAUGUGGGCAAUAUUAGCCAGGCUUUGGAAGCUGUCCAGAUGGUGUUAAAUUUGACCAAUUAUAAAAGAAUUGAUGUUGAAUUAUUAGAAAGAAUAUUCUUAGAUUUGGAGGGAAGGACUUCAGCAAGAGAAUCAACUGCCCCUUCAGAGAUUGGAACUGAUACUAGUGCAAAUCAAGCUUGUCCAGCUGAUUCACGAGAAGAUUUUGUUAGUCCAUCAGCUUAUACAGAAGAUUAUUCGUCCCAGGAGAGUGAAUACCUAGUGGGUUUACUUGGAAAGGUCCUCCAGCAGAUAGUUCGCAAUGAAAGCACAGAAGAUAUAUGGGGCUUAUAUGCAAGGUGGCACAAAAUGAAAGGAGACCUUAGGAUGUGUUGUGAAGCACUUUUAAAGCAAAUUAGAUCGUACCAGGGAUCUGACUUAUGGAAAGAUAAAGAUCGAUUUAAAAGGUUUGCACAUGCCUCCUUGGAUCUCUGUAAAGUUUACAUAGAAAUUUCUUCAACUGCUGGUAGCCGCCGAGAACUCUUUGCAGCUGAGAUGCACCUGAAGAAUGUAAUUAAACAGGCUGAGAGGUUUUCGGACGCGGAAGAAUUUAGAGAUCUUCAAGCUUGUCUUGAUGAAGUGAAGCUGAAACUUCAGUCCAAUUCAUCUUCCACUUAACAGAUUGCAUCACACUUCUUGGAAGCUUCAUGAAUGAAUUCCUACCUAAAGUAGACAUGAAGCAGAGUGUUCUAAUAUCCCAGAAACGGGCCUGAGCUCUUCCAUAUGCACAAGGUGGUAGCAGGGGUGGUGAAAGCCAGGUCUCAUCAAUGUAGCUGACAAUGAUGGUAGACUCACACAAAGGGUUUCCCAUUAUGCAACAGUACCGGGACCUUCUUGUAAAUAGGGUUUGAGCUGAGCAGCAACUCACUCUUGGCUGUCAACAAAUUCUCCUCUGGUAUUGCCUUGUAGUUAUCCACGCCCUUCUCAGCCAGUGCAAUUUUCACUCUCAUGCAGAAGGGACUGACUCCGCAGUCCAAAAGAACAAGCUCCUUAUCAGCCAUAACUUCACCAGGCUAUUUCUUUUCUCUUUUGUUCUUCUUGUUGGAUUUAACUUGGGAAAAUAAGUGGUAAGGAGUGUUAUAUAUAUAGGAGAAGGAAUUCAUUAGUGGGUGAAAAUCCCAAAGAUUCUGUGAUUCCAAAUAUGUGUUGUUCUUUGUUUGCUCCCUCCAUUAGAGGGUAAAAUCAACCUUGUGAUUGUCAUCCACUUCAGCUUUCUGCUGCUGUUGGAAAUUAAGUUGAUUUUGUCUUGGAGCGAUAGAUUUGAUGCUGGAAGGCUGACCAAGACCUUAUCAACACUAAGUCAUGGAGUUCACAGUUUUAUACAUGAUGAUUAAAACUCCGAAAUGAGUACAUCAGAAGAAACAUGCAUCAUUGCCAUGUGAUUCUGGUUACAGUA